AUGUCGGCCUCAACGCCUGAGGAGCCCCAGUCAAAUCCUCGUUUCUUAUUCCACCAACCACGCGCCCUACAAUGGUUCGAGGAUGGGAAGUUGAUGCGCCGUCAGGAUGGUGAGCGACAAGCCGGGCGAUUCGAGCUAUUCCUCGAUCUGCUCUAUGUCGCGAUCCUGUCGAACUUCGCCGAUACCCUCGCUGAAGACAUCUCAGGUGCCAAACUGGUCAAAUAUAUUCUGAUCCUGGCGCCAUCAUGGAACGUUUGGAGCGAUCUGCGCGAGUUGAUGAACGCCUUCUACACCGACGAUCUCCUACAGCGCAUCCUGAUUCUGUGGGUCAUGGCCGUACUGGUCGUAUACGGCAACAACGCCCCACUCGUCGACGAGGAGAUCGGUGCCAUGCGCUCCGCCGUGGGAUCCUACAUGGUCGCGCGAAUCUCAUGCAACCUCGCCCACGUAUUCUACUCCUUCGCCAGCUACCACCACCGUCCGCAGCAGCGCCUCUGGGUUGUCCUUUCCAGUCUGUCACUAUGCAUUUACAUCCCACUAUACUUCGAGUCAGUCUCGAUCCGCGGCAAGAUCGCGGCUGCUGCUGUCGCUAUCUCGGUUGAGACCAUGGUUUGGAUUCUGUGCUACUCGCCGGCUGGUAAGAAACUCCUUCGCGUCAGGUGGUCGACGGCAGUGGAUAUCGCUCACGAAAUUGAUCGGUUCUCUGCAUUCUACAUCAUUGCGCUGGGCGAGUUUCUCUAUUUGAUUAUUGUUGGCUCCUAUGCUGCAGUUGGACUCAAUAAACGCCUUCUGCGAGCUGUUUGGACAUUGGUUAUUGCGUUCUGUUUGAAUUGGCUUCUGCUAGCUGGCGGACAUGUUGCGGCACAGUCAGUUGCCGAGAAAGAGUUCGAAGCUCCACAGCGCUGGCUCCUUUGUGGCGGUCUGGGUGCAGGCAUGAUCUUUUUGUACGUGUUUGCUCUGCUGCACAAGUCCAAUGAUGAAUCGGGGACUUUGAUCUUGGACAAGCCUUUCCGACUCAUCAUGCGCCCUGCAGUCGGUAUCAUCACGAUCCUUUUGCCCCUGGCUGACCACCUGAAUGCAACUGACGUGUUGUCAAUCAUCAUGGCCUUGUUUGUGUUUACUCUAAUUUGGGAGACUAUCACUUCGCUCAAGAAGGGUGCCUGUUUCUGGGAGACCUGGACAGACACGGACUACCCCGAGGACAAACCCGAAGUUCAUAAUGCCAAGAACGAAGGGACAGUUUGA
Penicillium roqueforti is the source of this 1245-nucleotide messenger RNA. RefSeq lists its product as uncharacterized. The record is from RefSeq and is a predicted model, not a curated record. The transcript has 4 exons. NCBI's taxonomy places the organism in Eukaryota, Fungi, Ascomycota, Eurotiomycetes, Eurotiales, Aspergillaceae. Bases 1 to 1245 code for a protein of 414 amino acids.